Molecule: messenger RNA, 399 nt
Organism: Coccinella septempunctata (seven-spotted ladybird)
Lineage: Eukaryota; Metazoa; Arthropoda; Insecta; Coleoptera; Coccinellidae
Product: cyclin-dependent kinase 5 homolog
Exons: 2
Coding region: 1-399 (132 amino acids)
Biological process (GO): regulation of G2/M transition of mitotic cell cycle; regulation of gene expression; protein phosphorylation
Cellular component (GO): nucleus; cyclin-dependent protein kinase holoenzyme complex; cytoplasm
Molecular function (GO): cyclin binding; ATP binding; cyclin-dependent protein serine/threonine kinase activity
Source: RefSeq, a predicted model, not a curated record
AUGGGCCCACCAUCCCCUGAUCUUUUGCACACCCCUCAGACUCUCGCCGAAAAAUUGCGGGAGCCGAAGAGAUGGCAGUAUUCCUCCUACCAGGACUGCGCCACCGUCCAGGAUGCCGUCGCCAACGAAACCGUGGCUGUGAAAAGGACACUGUUGGAUCAGCAAGCCAUCCAUGAAGUGGAUAUGCUCAGACUCCUGGAACACCCGAACAUAUUACCUUUGCACGAGGCUAUCAUUGAGACGGAUCACCUUUUCAUGGUGAUGCCUCUCUGCGAUGAGGAUCUCAACGCAUUUCUGCGGCGAGAGGGACCGAGAAGCCAGCCGUCCCGGUUCUUCUGGGUGAUGAGGCAACUGGCAGCAGCCUUGACGGAGUGUCACCGCCAACGGAUUUUGGGUUGA